CAUCAUCAUCAUCAUCAAUGUCCUUGUUUUUAUCAUCCAUCAUCAUCAUCAUCUAAAACAACUUCAUCUUUAAAGUCUCAUCAUGUAUUUGGAGAACAAAAACAUGGAGAUGGAGAUGUCUCAGACGUCAACCCAAUGCCAUCGCAGGAACAGCCUGAGGUCACCAGAGGCCGUCGCAGGGAACUUUGGGGAGCUGCGUCUGCUGCAGGGCAUUUCAGACAGGAGAGACACCCAGAAGCUGCUGCAGCAAUCUGCGGUUCUGCCCUCAGGACAGUGCGUCAUCCAUACUGAGGGCUUUGUCCCUGUUCGACAAGAGGAUGGGCACAGUUUCAGCCUGGUCAAUGUUCUCAGAGGAAAAAGUAAUUCAGCCAACAUGACAGAGAGGUCGCCUCUGCUGAGAUUCUCUCAAGAUGACAGUAUGACCUACAUGACCCUACAUGACCCCAGCUUUGUUGGAGGGGAAGAGCCCUGGGACAACGGCUCCCUGGACCUGGAGAGGAGGUAUCGGCUGGGCAGUGAGGUCACCAGCCUGUCCCUGUCCCGCUCCAGCUCCACGGAGAAGAGUGACCCUCUGGAAAACCUCAGCCUCAGCUUCAGAUUCACCAGUAAUAUGAAAUGCUGCUUCAAAGUCUCCAAAGUUGCCAUAAUGUUUACUAUCGUGGUUCUCUGCAGUCUGUUCUUCAGCAUGUAUCCAGACCGAGACAACCCCCGGAGGAUGUUGGCAGUCUCUUCAACGGACAGUUUCUCAAUGAACCUGACGGAUUUUCGUGACAACGCUUUGCUUAAGCUCCAGGUGGGAGGGCCUUUCACAGGAGGGAUGAUUGACCUCACCAACCAGGAGUAUAUCCUGAUCCAGGUGGAGCAGACGGAGCAGGGGGGACAACGGAGGAGGAGGACUCAGCAGGUGAUUCAUAAUUGGACCAUCCCUCUGCACAGUGAACGAAGUGACCAGAUACUGUUAACUAAAACAUUUGAGAUGGUCAGCAGUGAGCCCAUCUUCAUCACAGUUCAAGCCUUCCUGCAGGAUGAUGAGGUGGUGCCGUUAUCCAUGACCCACCAGUCGCUCUACGUCAAUGUGGAGACACAGGUGGCCAUUGCUGGAAUCAUCCUGACUGGGGUCUACGUUCUCAUCAUCUUUGAGAUUGUGCAUCGUACUCUGGCUGCCAUGUUGGGAUCUUUGGCAGCCUUAGCUGCUCUGGCUGUCAUUGGUGAUCGGCCCAGUCUGGUUACUGUGGUGGAGUGGAUCGACUAUGAGACACUGGGUCUUCUGUUUGGCAUGAUGGUACUGGUGGCCAUUUUUUCAGAGACUGGCUUUUUUGAUUAUUGCGCUGUGAAGGCUUACCAAUUAUCCAGAGGAAGAGUGUGGCCAAUGAUCAUGAUCCUCUGUCUCAUCGCUGCCAUUCUCUCUGCAUUUCUGGACAACGUGACCACUAUGAUGCUUUUCACCCCAGUCACCAUCAGGUUGUGUGAGGUGCUUAAUCUAGACCCCAGACAUGUCCUGAUUGCAGAAGUAAUCUUCACCAACAUUGGAGGGGCUGCCACAGCUGUCGGAGAUCCACCCAAUGUGAUUAUAGUAUCAAAUCAGGACCUGCGCAAAGAAGGGAUUGAUUUUGCCAGUUUCACAGGCUACAUGUUCCUCGGGAUAUGCCUUGUCCUCCUCACCUCGUUUCCUUUCCUGCGGUUGCUCUACUGGAACAAAAAGCUCUACAACAAAGAGUCCAUUGAAAUAGUGGAACUCAAGCAUGAGAUCCUGGUCUGGAGGCAGACGGCUCAGCGCAUUAACCCUGCCAGCCGAGAGGAGACAGCUGUGAAAUGCCUCCUGAUGCAAAAAGUCCUCAACCUGGAAAGUCUGCUCCGCAACAUGAUGAAAACCUUCCAAAGCCAAAUUUCCCAAGAGGACAAGAACUGGGAGCAAAACAUUCAAGAAUUGCAAAAGAAGCACAGAAUAACCGACAAGGUUCUCUUGGUGAAGUGUGUGUCCGUCCUUGGUGUGGUGAUCUUCAUGUUCUUUCUCAACUCCUUCGUUCCCAGCAUUCAUCUCGAGCUCGGUUGGAUUGCUAUCCUGGGUGCACUGUGGCUUUUGGUUCUGGCCGACAUCCAGGAUUUCGAGAUUAUUUUGCACCGGGUAGAGUGGGCCACACUACUGUUCUUUGCCGCCCUCUUCGUUUUGAUGGAGGCUUUAGCCCAUCUGCAGCUUAUCGACUAUAUUGGAGAACAGACAGCACUGCUUAUAAAAGCGGUGCCAGAAGACCAGCGCUUGGCUAUAGCAAUUAUCUUGGUGAUGUGGGUCUCGGCUCUGGCUUCUUCUCUCAUUGACAACAUUCCCUUUACUGCCACCAUGAUUCCAGUUCUCAUCAACUUAAGUCAGGAUGCAGAUGUGAACCUGCCAAUAAAACCUCUCAUCUUUGCCUUGGCCAUGGGAGCCUGUCUUGGAGGAAAUGGCACAUUGAUAGGAGCAUCAGCCAACGUUGUGUGUGCAGGAAUUGCUGAACAACACGGCUACGGCUUUUCCUUCAUUGAAUUCUUCAGGUUAGGAUUCCCCAUGAUGAUAAUGACGUGUACGAUCGGCAUGUGCUACCUGCUGGCCACCCACAUCGGACUUGGAUGGAACAUGUAAUCCACAACUGCUAUACAGAGCCAAAGAGACUGUGUGUGUGUGUGUGUGUGUGUGUGUGUGUGUGUGUGUGCGCGCGUGCAUGCGUGUGUGACCACUCCAUCAAGCAUUUAGCUGACUGCAAAUGUGAUAAGUAACCUGAUUGACUAAUCAGAUUAAAGGCACUAUAUGAAGCACAGCAGCCAUAAGUAUAUCAAAAAUGUCUUUGACUGAAGUGCUGAACAGCAGGGACAAGAAUUACAGGAGCUUUAAACUAAACUUUGAAUCUAACAUCCAACAAUUUGAGUAUGAUGCAUUAGUUCUUUGUGACUGGUCAACAGUCACCCUGUUGAGUUUUACCAACUUUGAAAAAAAUUCAAACCUCGUGUUCUCACAAGAGUUGAUCCAAGGGAAGGACAUGGGUCUACUGGAGAAAAUGCUGUACAUGGUGCUACUGCCUCAGUGGGUAUAACUGGGGUAAAUGAUUCCAGCUAUGGCCUCUGAUGUCAGACUGUUCAUUCUUUUGGAAAUCUAUGUGGUCUGUUUACAAAAAGCAAUGAAAAAUAAUGAAUUGUUUUACACUGAUUUGCUUUUAGAGACACUGAUCACUGUUUUAGGCAAACAUUUCACCCAUGGUUUACCAAACGUAUGUUGAUAUUUUAAAGGAACCACAAUACCCAGUGAAAGGGAUUUUAUAACAGUUAAUGUCUAAUAUUUUUGUCAGAUGUCCAAAUCUCAAUGUGUAAUGAAUGAACAGCAUCGAUCAAAUUGGAGAUGAGCAGAAUGAUUAAAAUAAAACAGAUGUAGACUGUUAUCUAAACAUUAUAUAUAUUAUCUAUUGUACUGUGUACACAAUGGUCUCAUGUAAACUCAAUGAUUUAGUUAAUUUAACCAUAUUUAAUGUCUAAUCAGUUUAAUCAUGUAAAUGCUCCUACAUGGAAUGGACAACAUCUUCUUACCUUGUCCAUUUGAAACUAUCACCUGUAUUUAUUGUGCAGCCCUGAACGUCAUUUAUGUUUCAUGGUUGAGACUUUCACAACAUUCCGACAGAGAUAAACAUGACCAAUAAAGGCUGAGAUGUU
Sander lucioperca (pikeperch) is the source of this 3675-nucleotide messenger RNA. RefSeq names its product oculocutaneous albinism II (gene oca2). Lineage: Eukaryota; Metazoa; Chordata; Actinopteri; Perciformes; Percidae. The transcript is spliced from 25 exons. Gene Ontology annotation, cellular component: melanosome membrane. The coding region runs from base 83 to 2617 and encodes 844 amino acids. The record is from RefSeq and is a predicted model, not a curated record. Gene Ontology annotation, biological process: melanocyte differentiation; melanin biosynthetic process; transmembrane transport.